Molecule: messenger RNA, 747 nt
Organism: Rhizopus microsporus ATCC 52813
Lineage: Eukaryota; Fungi; Mucoromycota; Mucoromycetes; Mucorales; Rhizopodaceae
Product: farnesyl cysteine-carboxyl methyltransferase, mediates the carboxyl methylation step during C-termin
Exons: 4
Coding region: 1-747 (248 amino acids)
Biological process (GO): C-terminal protein methylation
Cellular component (GO): membrane; endoplasmic reticulum
Molecular function (GO): protein C-terminal S-isoprenylcysteine carboxyl O-methyltransferase activity
Source: RefSeq, a predicted model, not a curated record
AUGAAUCAAGAUGAAUCAGGUCGUUUGCGUGUAGAGCGAAUACUUCAUGACCGUAGACCAAGACGAUCUGAUAGAAUUGAAAUUUUUGAUGGAAGACACACAGCUCAGAACAUAUCUGCCUAUGGAUUUUUAUUAGGAUUAGUAUGCGGUGGUGGUCUCUUAUACUCCUUCUAUGGUCAAAUACCUCAACUAGGCGUCUUUUUAGUAGCCUUACCUACCUUUCAUUUCUUGGAAUAUGUUGCCACUGCCUUAUUUAAUGCAGAGAAGCUGUCACUUGAUUCUUAUUUGAUUAACCAUGGUCGACAGUAUCAUGCAGCUCAUACGGCUGCUCUUGUAGAGUUUAUUAUAGAAUAUUAUUUCUUUCCCAAUUGGAAACAAUUUGGUUAUUUGAAUUAUUUCGGUCUGUUCUUGCUUAUUAUCGGUCAAGGAUGUCGUACUGUAGCUAUGUUUUCUGCAAAGCACAAUUUCUCUCAUCAUAUCGUGGAUCAGAAAGAGAAUGACCAUGUAUUAGUCACUCAUGGUAUUUACAAAAUAAUGAGACAUCCUUCUUAUUUUGGAUUCUUUUGGUGGGCAUUGGGUGCACAGCUGUUGUUAGGCAACCCUAUUUGCUUUAUAGGCUUUAUCUUUGUACUUCAAAGGUUCUUUUCUGAGCGUAUCACAUAUGAAGAAUACACACUAGAGCGUUUCUUUGGUCAAGAAUGGAGAGAUUAUAAAUCCAAAACACCCACUUUGAUGCCUUUUGUUUAA